GUACACGCUAUGAAAACAUUUUAUUUUUUUACCUUCCGCCCUUUUACCCUUUCUCUUCCGUCUCCAGCCCUCUUUCCGUCGAUUCCCCCUUUCCUCUUUUCUCCACGCUAUUUCUUUUCUUCUCACUCGUUUCUUUUCUUUCUUCUGCACACCCCCUCAACCACCAACGAAAUCCCUACAUACGCCUUACACCCAAUUGCUAAUGGCUCCUCAACCUUAAACUCAUAAGUGAUGAGAAGGGUGGUGAUAAACCAAAUGUCUUUAUGAAAUUGAUGCCAAAUCAUGCUUGAUGAGUGACUGUCAUUAAUAUAUUAUUGCACUUCUAUACUUUGCCACUAAUUAUGAACUCUUGAAGCCUAAUUGUGGUCUUUGGAUAUGGAUAUGGUUCUUACCAAGGUUGUCAAAGUCAUGUGCCUGAGCGCUUAAACGCACCAGGCGCAGCGCUGGAGGCUUCCAUUGCCCUAAACUAGGUGAGUCGCACCUUCCCCUCUGAAGCACAUGUAGGGCGCAAGAAGCGCAGUAGCGCAGAGGCAUUGUUAAGCGCUCGCUUAACACACCUAAGAGGGGAACUUUUAUUUCCGUUAAUUUCACUAACUUUCACACGUGCGCCCAACACAAAACCAGAAACGAAGCCGAUAUUUUUAUCGAAGCCCACGUAAAUAAGGUCAAAACAACUUAACCUACGCUAAACACAUAACGUACACAUCCUCCCGCUCUGCUCUGCUCUAUUGUACCUGUUCGCUACAUCCUCCUUUCCCUCCACAUCAACCGCACCGCAGAAGCUUGCAGCAGUCCAGCACUCAACAAUCAAAGACAUGGAAGGUGGAACUCCAGCCACGGCUUCUGAAGCUGCUAAGUCAACAAGAAAUGACCCAACUUGGAAUCACAACUACUGUGCUGACCCAAACAAUCAAAAUGCAGUAACUUGCAUGUAUUAUGGAAAGGAAACAAAUGGGGGGAUAUACAGGGCAAAACUUCACCAAAUAGGAGGUGAUAGGAAUGCAAAAGCUUGUUUGAAAUGCCCAGAAGAUGUUAAAAAGUUGCUGAAAGACUAUAUGCAAUAAAAAAGGAUGCUAAGAUCAACUACGAUAAACUGCCUGAGCAUCAUGAUUUUGAUGCAUUUUAUGAUCUGGAGGACGAUGACACUGAAGUUGAGGAGCUGGAAACUGAUUCUAGAGGCCACCUUAAAAUAAUUCGUGAUGUACAGAAGGGAAAGGCACCUGUAAAGAAGGGAAAAAACAUAAAAGGGCCUAUGGACGCUUUUAUCCACAAAAGCCAGAAACUGUAGUCGAGCUUCGAAAGCAAGGAAGACUGAAACAGUUGAAGAUUGACGAGAAGUUGGAUAAGCAAAGAAGAGAGGUAGCUAUUCAAUACAUAUGCAACAUGUUUUACCAUAAUGGCAUUCCUUUCAAUGUUGCCCGAUCACAUUCAUUUAAAUGUGUUGUUGAAGCAAUUGGACAAUAUGGUCCAAAUUUGAAGCCUCCUAGCUACCAUGAAGUGAGGGUUACAUGUUUGAAGAAAGAAGUUGCCAACAUGCAGGAUAUGCUAACUGAGCAUAGAACUCUGUGGGUGAAACAUGGUUGUUCAAUUAUGGAAGAUGGUUGGACUAGCACCACAAGUCAGUGUAUUGUGAAUUUCUUAGUUCAUUCUCUGGCUGGGUGUGUGUUUGUCAAAUCUGUGGAUGCCUCUGCAUAUUCAAAGACUGGUGCAAAGGUAUUAGAACUACUUGAUGGAUUUGUUGAGUAUGUAGGAGAUGCUAAUGUGGUCCAAGUGGUUACUGAUAAUGGCCCUAAUUUUAAGUUAGUUGGUAAAUUGUUAGAAACUAAGAGACCAAACAUAUAUUGAACACCAUGUGGUGCGCACUGCAUUGAUCUCAUGCUCGAAGACAUUGGGAAGUUGCCUUUGGUUUUGAAAACUUUAAGACGGGCAAUGAGUUUGACUUGUUUUAUUUAUAACCGUGUGGGAUUGUUGAACUUAAUGAGGAGGUACACAGGGCAAAGAAAUCUGAUCAGACUCGGGAAGACAAGAUUCUGUACUUGCUACCUCACUUUAAAGAGCAUCUACAAGCAAAAAGCUAAUCUUCGGGCUUUGUUCUCCAAGAGUGAAUGGAAUUCUAGCAAGUGGAAAAAAGAGGCGGGUUGAAAACAAGUCGAAGACUGUAUGAUGAAGCCUACAUUCUGGGAUAAUGCUUAUUACAUACUCAAACUUAUGGUCCCUCUUGUGAAAACUCUUCGACUUGUUGACAACGAAAGAAAACCAGCUAUGAGAUACAUCUAUGAGGCUAUGGAUAGAGCCAAAGAAGCCAUAAUAAAAGCUUUUAAUGGAAGAGACGACAACUAUAAAGAAACAUUCAAAAUCAUUGAUUCUAGAUGGCAAGAUCAGCUUCACCAUCCCCUGCACGCAGCUGGCCAUUACCUCAACCCCGCCUCUUUUUAUGCCGAUCCGCAAAUUGAAUUCAAUAGUGAGGUCACAACUGGAGCUAAGGACAUGCUUAAUAAGAAUCAUCCUCCCACCUACUGAGAGAAGUUUGUGCUUCCAUCCUGCAAGCUUAUAAUCAAAUUUGCUUCCACCUACUGAGAGAAGUAUAUUAUCAAAGUGGGAGUUGAGGGUUCAGCCAGUAUGUAUGUUGGCACCCAGAUAAGUGAAAGGAAAAGAGCCACGCUUAAUGUUGAAAGUAUCAUAAACAUUAUUGAAACUGUAACUUUUAGCAUGUUUGGAAAUUAUAUAAAAACUCUUAUCUUUACUGAUCAAUUGCCCAGAAUAAA
Messenger RNA from Cuscuta europaea, 2765 nucleotides. The record is from the annotation of a GenBank genome assembly. NCBI's taxonomy places the organism in Eukaryota, Viridiplantae, Streptophyta, Magnoliopsida, Solanales, Convolvulaceae.